CUAACACACAUAAUUCAUUCUCAGAAGACAACAAACCUAAAAAUACCCGAACCACUUGUAUUGAAAGUCGAGAACUUUAACAAUAAAAAAAUGAAAAAAAAAGCAUCAUCUCAUCCAAAUUCUCAUCGAUCAAUCAUUCAUUUCAUUUCCUCUCUGACCCAACCAAAACCCGAAAAUCUGUCAUGCUCGUAGCCGUCCUUUUAUCCCAUUUAAAGUAAUCAGCUUAUUCAUACUACCAGUUCAAGAAAGUUUUCUUUUUGUUAACUGAAAAGAAUUGAUUUUGAUGAGCUUGGAGAAAAAGAAAAAAGAAGGUGUAGUAUUAAAGAGAGAGACGAAGAUCAUACGUUUUGGUUUUUUUCUUUGGUAGUAGAUUCUUUUUCUUCCUCUCUUAUAAAUUAUAUAUACAUAUUAAUAUUGUCCACUGCUGAAGACUCGUCAUAAACAACCUUGUGGUUUUCGCUAACUUCUCUUCUUUGUCCAUAAGAGUUUCCUUCCUUCCUUCCCUUGUUUUGUCAUCUCUCUACUUAGUUUCAGCUUAUUGUAAGGAACAAAGACCUGUUCUUUAUUUAAUCCAGCUUCUGGGGUUCCCAUUUUUGAGCUCAAAUUUGAUUAAAGACCGUUUCUUGAUUGGAAGGAGUAGCCCUUUUAACCCCUUUUAAGGUUCCUGCCUUUUGGGUUUGUUUUGGUGGAAAAAGUUCCCUUUCUUGAGCUUAAAUUCAAUCAACAUACUGUUAUUUGAUUGGAGUAAGAGGGGCCCUAUUUAACAGAGUGGGGAUGGAGAUGAUGUAUUAUCAGCUGGGAAGGGCUUCAUAUCAGGACUCUCUGAAAGUUCUGGAAGCUGAUAUCCAGCAUGCUAAUGCUCUGUAAGUUUUUCUUUCCCACCUUCAUCCAGUUUCUUUUUUUUUUUGUGGGUUUUUUUCCUACUGAUUCUUUCUAAUUUGUUGUUGUUUUCUAUGAUUUUUUUUAGGAGUUAGUUUGAUGUGUACUUUGUAUUGCUUUCCUUUGAAGCUUUUAUCUUCUUAGAUUAUUAGCUUUUUUCUCCCCCUUACAAUUCAUCUAGUGGAGGAUUGCUUUUGAGGGACAAGUUGAUGUCUUUUUUUUUUUUUUGGUUGGGGGACCUUGUGGUGCUGCUUUCUCUUUGAUGGAUUCUCCACCUUGUUUAAUAUGUCUUCUCAUUUUUGCAAACUUCGUUGACUUCGUAAAUAGGUUUUAGCCCAUACAGGGGUGUGGUGUGGUAGGCUGAUACUAUUGACCAGGGAAAUAUAAUUUUCAUGCCUUUUAUUUUGAAUUAGUAGUAAAAAGGAUUGCUGAGGUUGUUUGUUCUAUCUUAGGUCUUCUAAACUUUUUCGGCUUUUAUCGUCUGCCUGAAUGUGGAUGUUUAUGGUACAAGCUACAGCUUGCAAAGUUAACGACUCUUUUCUGUUCCUGGGAAUGUAUGAAACUUGAGAUCCUUUAGAGCUUUAUGUAGCAUUGAUAGGAUCACUUAGGUGUAUAAAUCCACUACAUUUAGAGAUAAGUAAAAAUAUUAUGUUAUUUGCUACUCUUGUUGGGCCAUUGUCUAUGGCAGUUCAAAUUUGUUUGACAUGUUGUUUUUGGGAUGUCCGGAUUAGGGCUGCUGAAAUUCCUCGAGGGAAACGGGGGGCACGCCUUCAAAUGAAGUUGGUGUACAAUCAGUUGGCUCCUCUCUUUCUGUUCUUACUCCAAUGGAUGGACUGUUCUUGCACAUGCUUGCUCCCGAGAUAUUUGAACCUUUUCCAUGUACUCAUAUACAAGGUUUAUGCAGAUGGGAGACAAAGAAUAUCUAGACAUGGAAGGAAAGCAAGUAUUAGUGAAUUUUAUGCCAUCAUCUUGCCGUCGCUGCAGCGGCUUCAUGAGGACCUUAUAGAGUCAGAAACCAAUAUCAUUCACAAGAACAGACUGGAAGGAGGGGCACACGCAUUCACAAGUUGUGAUCCUGAGAGAGAAGAUGAAUGUGGGAUCUGUUUAGAGCCCUGCACCAAAAUUGUUUUGCCCAAUUGCUGCCAUGCUAUGUGUAUUAAUUGCUACCGUGACUGGUAAUUAACUGAAGCUGUAUCCUUGAUUUUGAUUUUUCUUGUGUUCCCUUUUUGUUAUCCCUGUAUGCGUAUGGUAAACCAUCCUCAAAAAAAUUCGAAUUGGUGUUAAACACCAAAUGGUGAGAUUUGAUCCUCAUUUCUGAUCUUACAUAGGGUAGUAGAUGUGUAGGUUUCUAUUGUUGUAUGCUAGGGACAUACAGAUAUGAAAGCACUUCCUUUGAUGAACACGGUGGCUCAUAAUCACCAUAGUUGACUCCUACAUUGUUGGAUAAAUAGGUUGUUCUUUCUUGUCGCAUGCCAGGGAAAAAAAGAGUUGACAGUGUUUGAAAACAUGGUGGCAAGAUAUGAUAUGCUUAUGUGACCCCAAAUAGUGGGAGAGGAACAAAUGUUUUUUACUGUUGUAUGCCAGGUCAUCUAGUUACUGAUGUCUGCAACUCUCUUGGUUUGCAGGAAUACAAGAUCCGAGUCGUGUCCCUUUUGCCGCGGUAGCAUAAAGAGAGUGAAGUCGAGAGACUUAUGGGUUCUUACUUGUGGGGACGAUGUGGUAGACACAGAUACUGUCACCAAAGAAGACUUGUCGCGGUUCUAUCUGUACAUUAACAACCUUCCGAAGGACUCCCCUGAUGCACUAUUCAUGAUGUACUAUGAAUACCUAAUAUGACCCGACGCACAACAGAAAGACGAGAUGUAGAGAAAGAGAAGGGAGAGAGAUCAAAGGGCUGUAUGUACAUAUAGAAGAAGGAUCAGGCCGGACCAUCAAAUGUAGAUAGAGUCUGGUAAGGGAAGCUGUCUCAGGUUGAUUUAAUCACACAUUUGAUGAAAAAGAAAUAACCCACCACUUGAUUUUAUGUUGUGGUGCAACAGUAGCAUAUACCUCAAUGCUAUAUGGAAAAAAAAAAUCAUCAUUUGUCUUCUUAAGUUCUUAUUUUUAUCUUUCAUUAUCUCAUCAACCGGCUAACAAGUCUUUGGGAAUUUGGAUGGCCAUAAUAAAGUUGCGUAUGCUGCAGCCUUCAAUUACAUACUUCAAAUGAGUCUUUUGAGAUAUUUUGAACAUUGUGAAUCAAACCACAAAGUUAGGUGGCUUCAUCAUGAAGUAUAUCAAGUGGUAACAACCUCAUCAGGUUGCUUCUCGAUGGACGCAAACAUCAUUUGCUUUCAUUUCAAUCACCUAAAGUCAACCUUCAUUAUUACUUCAAUUGUUCGGGAAAUAAUUGUUUUAGGUUAAAAAACAACGAAGCAUCUGAUGAUAACAAAUUAAUAUACUAACUGCUCAUAAAUGUAAUUUCACACUUCCAGCACAUCUUCUUAUUCUCUUUUUAGAUAUUCAAUAUCAUUGAAAUAUUAAUAAACUUGAAAACGAGGGAAAAAAAAAAACAAAACCAAAAUUG
Molecule: messenger RNA, 3442 nt
Organism: Oldenlandia corymbosa var. corymbosa
Lineage: Eukaryota; Viridiplantae; Streptophyta; Magnoliopsida; Gentianales; Rubiaceae
Source: the annotation of a GenBank genome assembly